AUCUAUUUAAGUUAGUACUCAAGCAUCGAUUAAUUUUCCUUCCUCUAUAUGUUUUUCCUCCUACGACCACAUCUCCGUUUCGUUCGUCUCACCAACUCCCGAUUCACUUUCUUUCUCGGCUCACGGCUCUUGUUUCACGCGAGUUUCUACCUACCGGAAACGAAGAACGUAAGUUCGCACCGUGAGAGUGGUUCGGCAACCUUUCUCGCCCGUUGGAACAAAGAAUCAAGAGAUAGAGUCAAGAGAAAAUUUUGUUACGGGCAAUCAAUGUCGACACGACGUGGACCGGAAACUAUCGGAAAGUUCGCAGCCGUGUGAGACAACGAAGGACGAGCAAAGAGGAAGAGACGAGAAAAAUAGGGGGAGCAAACGUGAUCGAAGUUUGUCACGAUCGUGCGAUGGCGCUCACGCCUACGCGACGCACCCACCUGAACGAUAUAAUUUAUGUAAUAUUUCUAUGCUCGUAUCAAGUCAUCGUCAAUGUCUUAUCAGUUCCGCGAAGAAGUUGAUUGUUCUGAUUUAAAAGCAUACGGUAUAGCGUUGGAUCUUCAGUCGAGAACCAUGUGGCGGAUGUUGUUGCUGCUCUGCACGGUGCAAUACGCGCUCUGUUUCCAACCUCGGAUUAUAGGAGGACAGGACGCGUACAUCGCCGACUAUCCAUAUCAGGUAUCCAUUCACGAUCAACAAAAACUGUUAUGCGGAGGCUCCAUAAUCAGUCAAAAUUGGGUGUUAACGGCGGCACAUUGCGUUUCGAGUUUAGGGGCCUGGGAACUUAAAAUUCGUUUGGGUAGUACUUUUUACAAUAAAGGUGGCACGGAGAUCAGGCAGGGGCUUCAGGUAAUUCGCCACCCGAAAUACAAUAGCAAGACAUUGGAUUACGAUGUUGCUUUGAUAAAGUUACCUCAGAAGAUACCUACAAGCCAAACCAUAAAACCGGUCACCCUGGCGUCUUAUUCGAGCUCGGUAAAUGCCAGAGAAAAAGUAGUGGUGACAGGAUGGGGAUAUGUGACGGAGAACGGUCCGAUGUCGACCUCGUUGAAAAAGUUAACGUUACCUGUCGUAGACCAAAAGGAAUGCAAACAGAUUUAUAGUAACGCAAACAUCACGAUCACGGACAACAUGAUAUGCACGAGCAGUUUGAACGCAGAAGACGCUUGCAAGGGUGAUUCCGGAGGGCCGUUAGUGUAUAACAAAGUCCAAAUUGGCAUCGUGUCUUGGUCCUUGGGCAAAUGCACAGAUCCCAGGUUUCCCGGAGUGUAUACGCGAGUUUCUGCUGUGCGACAAUGGAUAAAGGAGAACACGCAAGUGUAAAGUUAAUGUUCCUCGGCGUCGGCAAUCUCACAAGCCUUAAAUUUACAAAUAGAGUCAGUAAAUUUUUGAUAAAGACAGAGAAUAAAAGUACGUCGAGGAGUUCUAUCUAUUAUCAAUCCAUCAAAUUAAUGUACGAGUUUUAGCGAUUCAGUUUUAUUCGCGUCGUCAUUUCGAGAUACGAUGACACAAAUUUAACCGUAUAUAUAGAAAGACAGGAAACGUUAUAUAGGGAAAAUUCUCCCUACACUUAGAUUCAUCUUGUUCUGUUUUAUUCUGUUCUGUUUCCUUUUCUAGAAACGAUAUAUUAGAGUUCUUUAAAUAUCUCAAAUAUUGAUAAUUAAAGGAUUCAUCAAAUAAAAAGGAUUAAACGUCAAAGUAUGAUAUGAAACGUCAAUGAUUAUCGAUCUAGUAUCGAGUCUUUUUUUUACUCUGGCUUAUAUACAUACCUCGCAUCGAAUAAUCUUCUUAUGGGUCUGAUACGAAUGGGACUUUCGGCAAUUGCGCGAUUCAAAUGGUGAUUUAGAAGUAAAAAACGAAAAGAAAAGAAAAUGAAAAAAGUUAGAUGAACUAGACGAACUCAUCAGCGAGGCUUAUUUAGCAGACUGCGACGUGAAUGCGGGAACGUUCAAUAUUGAAAGGAUUCUUCUUUCCCGAGCGUAUGCGUGAUUUUACUGCUGGUUUGCAAACAUUCGAAAUUUCGACCAAAUUGAAAGUAAAUCCAGUGAGUUCGAAAAUUUAUAGAAUUGCAAACAGUUUCCGAACCGUGUGAUUCAAAUGAUUCCCACGCUGAAAAAUAUAACGUUUCUAUUCGUUUUGUUUCCUCGAACCUUCUGUAAGAAACUGAAGGAAAACUUUCGUGGUUUCGUUGCUCGCAUUCUUUACCGGAAACGGAGCAACGUUUCUCCUUGUUACGAGAAAAAGAGGAUCACAACGGAUCGAAAGGAAUUUAGUUAUUAAUAAAGUUAGAGUUACUAGAGAUUGGAAAUUCUAUUUGUUCGUUGCAGUUUUUGAUAUUCAACAAACACGAUGUAGCUGAAGCGAGACAACAGGCCGGCAAUAACAUACGCUCGUUUUAAUCGCUUCGCUUGAGAUCGAGACACAAGCAUGAAGAUUAUAAACGUAACGUUAAUAGUCACGUUACUUUCUAUUAACACGUUGUUAACAACCGAUUAUGUACAUCUUUAUAUACUUAUACAUACCUACGUUACAAUGGUUCGCGAAAGUAGUAGACACCUUUUACGAAUAUAAUUAAUAUGUUUUAUAAGAGAUAUUCUGAGACCCGAUUAACGUACCGAGACACCACUAUCGUGAUUAGAUUCGUAAAAUUUGAAAUAAAUCUGACAAAUCUAUCAAAGUAUAAAAUUGUCUAAAUUGUUAUCACAGGAUAGUUUAUAGUAUCUGAUAUUAUUAAGCGUUCGAAAAGUUAUACAGCUGUUAAAUCAUAUUAUUGAAAUUUAUGUUCGAUUUUUUAAUUAUAAAUAGAAACAAUUAAAAAAAAAUAUAUAAUAGAAAUUACGUUAUGGAUUUCUGUUAUGGAAGAAACAUUGAAUAAAAUGAAAACUCGA
Bombus terrestris (buff-tailed bumblebee) is the source of this 2876-nucleotide messenger RNA. Its product is annotated as trypsin-7-like. The transcript has 6 exons. Bases 481 to 1311 code for a protein of 276 amino acids. Gene Ontology annotation, molecular function: serine-type endopeptidase activity. NCBI's taxonomy places the organism in Eukaryota, Metazoa, Arthropoda, Insecta, Hymenoptera, Apidae. The record is from RefSeq and is a predicted model, not a curated record. Gene Ontology annotation, biological process: proteolysis.